Molecule: messenger RNA, 1281 nt
Organism: Daphnia carinata
Lineage: Eukaryota; Metazoa; Arthropoda; Branchiopoda; Diplostraca; Daphniidae
Exons: 2
Coding region: 705-1058 (117 amino acids)
Source: RefSeq, a predicted model, not a curated record
AAAAAGCCCAACCCAUUCUUUUAUAAAUAGUUUGUUGCUGGACGGUCAACGUGAAAAAUUCCACCCAACGCGAUCAAAAUUUGUUCUAUACGAAGUGAUCCAUAAAAAUUAAACAAGAAGGUUGGCGGUAAACAUUUUUUCUUAAACCUUCUAGAACUUAUCAUUAUCUCCAGGAGCAGGAAAAUCGCUUAACUAUAUAACCGCUAUUCAAAUACUGUAGAGGGUUGAUGGCUGAUCCGGAUCUGAAAUCAAUACCAACGAAAACCCUGAAGAAGGUUGUGCGGGAGUGCACACUUAGCGCUUUGAUAUCUUCAGAUGAAGGUCAAAUCUUUUUCAAGUCAUACUUGAACCAACAUCCUGAAUUCAACAAGUAUUGGACAUUCUACAACUCUGUGGAUGAAAUAGUUUCAAACCCAGAUAAUCAACAGCAUCGAUUGGUUGCCAUAAGUGAGUGUUUUGAAAAGCAUAUUGCCAUAGGAGCUGAUUCUGAAGAUAGGGUUGAUGGCUGCCUGAGCAACAGGGCUUUUGUUGAAAACCUAUCAAAAGCCAUUAAGGAUAACGAUAGUGAGAACAUUCACACAACUUUCAAAGGGAUACAACAAUCUGCUUUUGAGUAUCUCAACCAACAAGCUUUCCUUCCCCUAAUACCACAGCUUAAAUUAGAAUAUUCAUCUCGAAAAAAAAGCUGUGAUCUGAGUUAAACCAUGUUGACAAUUUUCUGGGAAGAUACAUCCGUUUAUUACUUCAUCUCUACCGUCUUUGCCAUUAUCUGUUUAACACUGACAUGUCUUUGGAAUGGGAAAAAUAUCAUCCCCUGUUCACCUCCAACUGCAGAGGAGCAAAAAAUUGAUGAAAUUCAAUUUCUGAGCUCAAGAAAACCUCUACAAUUGGCCAAACAAUUGGAAGAAAAACUUCCUGAAGAAGUAAAACUCUUGGAAAAACAGGUUGAAAGUGAACAAAUGGAAGCUAUCUACAAGCUGAUGCAAAAGCAUAGUGCCCAGUUUGGAGAUACCACUAUGGACGACAUGAAAAAUCAAAUGCAGCUAUAUGGUUUCUAAGUUCGUUAAAAACAUUAAGCUCUAUAUCUGGCAUCUGCAAACAUGUUGGCCUUCAUUUUUGUUUUAUUUUCGCAAAUUGCACUUCAGAAUCGCUGCAAACUAGCCAUUGUAUCUGCUCCAACUCCUACUGUUUCGCAAUUCUUCAAAUCAGUCGAAACGCUUGUUGUGUUUCAUCCGACUUCCUAAAUCUAUUGCAAUAUUAAAGUAUGUUAUCCGAAAUGAA